AUGUUGUAUCCACAGAAGUGGAAGGUGCCCAAAGAUGUACUCGACGACGACGCACCCCCAAUCGAAUAUGAAGGCAAGCUGCUUGCUCAAGCUCGGGACCAGUAUCACGCAAAGCUGAACCCUAUUCAAGUAAGGACGUAUGUCAAUGAGAAGGAUGCGACGUGGCAAGACAGCUACACGAAACUGUUAGCAUGGAAUCAGACUCAGUACAAGCGCCAUAUGGACGAGCUUUUCCUCCUUCCCACGGCUCCUGUCGCCAUGCCUCGGGCAUACUGGCUUGAACAGUUCUUCCUAUCGUCCCAACUCAUAGUCAUCGAGCCAUCGGAGGAUGGCUGGCAGCGGGUGCAAAGCGCAAUGGAACACCACGAGGGCUAUGACUACGAUAUGGAUAUCUUGAACAAGGUGUUCGACCGAGACGUGUGGUUGGAGCUUCGCAAGGACUUCUCGGAGCGACGUCUGCGGGUGUGUGGGAAGGCUUACGACAACAUCUAG
Alternaria ventricosa is the source of this 492-nucleotide messenger RNA. RefSeq lists its product as uncharacterized. Bases 1 to 492 code for a protein of 163 amino acids. NCBI's taxonomy places the organism in Eukaryota, Fungi, Ascomycota, Dothideomycetes, Pleosporales, Pleosporaceae. The transcript has 4 exons. The record is from RefSeq and is a predicted model, not a curated record.